This is a messenger RNA of Cercospora beticola, 1995 nucleotides long. It is a transcript of the gene DIE2, whose product is annotated as dolichyl-P-Glc:Glc(2)Man(9)GlcNAc(2)-PP-dolichol alpha-1,2- glucosyltransferase. Gene Ontology annotation, molecular function: dolichyl pyrophosphate Glc2Man9GlcNAc2 alpha-1,2-glucosyltransferase activity. Gene Ontology annotation, cellular component: endoplasmic reticulum. The record is from RefSeq and is a predicted model, not a curated record. NCBI's taxonomy places the organism in Eukaryota, Fungi, Ascomycota, Dothideomycetes, Mycosphaerellales, Mycosphaerellaceae. Gene Ontology annotation, biological process: dolichol-linked oligosaccharide biosynthetic process; protein N-linked glycosylation.
CACACUCUCGGGCGAAUGUCCGAAGGGUGUGAAGAGAUCGAUCAGCGUCACCAUUGCGGACGCUUACAAGACUCUGUCGAGGAACAACAUGGCGACUGCAGUGGCAUCUCUGCUCGCACCUCUUGCAAUCUGGUUCAAAGCAGUCGACAGUACUGUCCAGGAGCCCUAUCUGGACGAGAUCUUUCAUAUACCGCAAGCACAACAUUACUGCGCAGGAAGAUGGCACAUCUGGGAUCCCAAGCUCACGACUCCACCUGGCCUCUAUUUGAUCUCCUAUCUCGUUCAACCUCUUCUUGGCUGUGAGGUGGGAUCUUUGAGAGCUGUCAAUGCCGGAUGCUUGGUCGCAUUGUUGCUGGCUCUCGUAGCCACAUACACUGUUCGACGGAAAGCCAAUGGCCAGACAGGUUACCUCAGUGGCCUGCUGGCUGUGCACAGCUCGCUGAACAUUGUUCUCUUUCCGCCGCUCUUCUUCUUCUCAGCCCUCUACUACACCGAUAUAGCAUCUACGCUAUCAUGGACGACCUUCUACUGGUUCUUCCUGCGAUGCAUUGACAAGAGAGACUUCUCCCCUGUCGAUGCACUGCUGCAAGUUAUCCUGGGAGUUGCGAGCCUGUCCUUCAGACAGACUAACAUUUUCUGGGUUGCUGUCGCACCUUUGGCAUUGAAGUUAGUCAUUGAGCUCGAUCAAGGUCAUCGCGUUGUCAAACAGUCGAUGUACAAGAGGGCUGAGGGUUUUGGCGACUCGACUUGGAGCGUGGCGAAGACGAGCUGGAAAAUGAAUGUGAUCUACGAUCCCCCCGUCCGCGAUGCGUUCAUUGAAGACUACAUCCGCACUAUCGUGUCCAUCGCCGCCUGUGGUCUAAAAGCCGCCACCCAACCGAAACGUAUCAUGAGUAUCGGGCUCGCACUGUCACCAUACCUGACUUUGAUCGCCGUAUUCGCGAGCUUCAUCCUAUGGAACGGGGGCGUUGUUCUAGGCGACAAGAGCAAUCACAUCGCCACCAUCAACCUGCCCCAGAUGCUCUAUAUCUGGCCGUUCAUCACGUUCUUCUCGUGGCCCCUGCUCUUACCGCACUUCAUGAUGGGUGCUCUCACACUGGUCUCCAGAAUUGGGCAGGUCUUGCCCCUGGAGCCACUACUCGUGUUCAAACGCCGCAACUUCUUGCCCCGAGCGUACCUGGUACUCGCCUUCACGAUAUUCGCCCUAGCAAUCGUGCAUUUCAACACCCUCGUCCACCCAUUCAUGCUGGCUGACAACCGACACUACGUCUUCUACGUGUUCAAAAGGCUGCUCCGACCUCAGUGGGUUCGCUACCUUGCAGCACCAAUCUACGUCCUCACAGCUUGGGCCUGCAUCUCAUCACGGGGAGAAGCUCCCUACAGCAACAUGGGUCUCACCGCGAAAGACAACAGAAGCCGAUCCCAGACUCGUGCAGCGAGCGCCAACGACACCACAAGAGAUAACCUGAAACACAAUGCCCUCACGGACGCCUCACGAGACCCUUCGCACAUUCCAGAUGGAAAAAGCACACCAAUGGUGUCUUUCAUCUUGGUCAAUCUCGCGACAACAGCUCUAACGCUGUGCAGCGCCCCCUUGGUCGAGCCGAGAUAUUGCAUCAUUCCGUUCAUCAUGUGGCGGAUGCACUUGCCAUUGUAUGCGGUCAACGAGACUCGAGAUAAGCAGGUUGCCAAAGAGAAGAGUUGGAGCGCUGUGCUGAAGGUAUACGAUUAUCGAGUCGUGGUAGAGACGGUAUGGUUCUUGGUCAUAAACGCGGCUACGGGGUACAUUUUCUUGAAUUGGACGUUCGAGUGGCCUAGUGAGCCAGGGAAGCUGCAGAGGUUUAUGUGGUGAAUUUUCAAUCCUGGCAAAGAUGGAUGGCGCGUUUCCAGGUGUCCGUGUGGGCAGAUUCGCUGGCUUUGUGCGAAGCAAUUGUACAUAUUAUAGUGUAUCACUACAUACGCAUUUCGCAAGGCUAUGCAAAUAUAUAUCCAGAG